Oncorhynchus kisutch (coho salmon) is the source of this 1947-nucleotide messenger RNA. RefSeq names its product prostaglandin I2 (prostacyclin) synthase (gene ptgis). The record is from RefSeq and is a predicted model, not a curated record. The coding region runs from base 152 to 1636 and encodes 494 amino acids. Gene Ontology annotation, molecular function: heme binding; monooxygenase activity; prostaglandin-I synthase activity. The transcript is spliced from 10 exons. Gene Ontology annotation, biological process: prostaglandin biosynthetic process. Lineage: Eukaryota; Metazoa; Chordata; Actinopteri; Salmoniformes; Salmonidae.
CAGAUAGAAUCUAAGAUGACACACACCUGUCACAAUCCCCACCCAUCUCCAACCCACACCUCAGAUCUACUGUAGGGCAGCAACUUGACAAUAAAGCCCACAGCUCCAGAGGAACUCAUUUCACUGUCAAGCUCUCUCUUUAACGGGUAAAAUGUUAUGGACUAUAUUUUUACUGCUCAAUGGUCUGCUCGCUCUCGUCAUUCUUUACUCUUCCCGCUCAAGACAAAAGAAUGAACCACCAUUAGACAAAGGCUUCAUUCCGUGGCUGGGUCAUGCCCUGGAGUUUGGAAAAGAUGCUGCAAAGUUUCUAACACGGAUGAAACAAAAACAUGGUGACAUUUUUACGGUGCGUGUUUGUGGUCGUUACAUCACUGUGCUGCUGGAUCCUAACUCCUAUGACGCGAUCCUCGAUGACAAAGUCUCUCUGGACUUCAGUCGCUACGCCCAGGUCCUGAUGCAAAGGAUCUUCAGCCUGAGACUACCCAAUCACAACCCAGACACAGAGAGGGCCUGGAUGGAACAGCACUUCCAGGGCCCUAGCCUGGCCAGAUUAAGCAGCACCAUGCACCUCCACCUCCAGACACUGCUACGGGAUGAGGAGAGGAGCUGUAGCCCAGCAGACUGGAGGCAGGAUGGCCUCUUCAGCCUCUGUUACAGCUUGCUCUUCGGGGCUGGGUAUCUCACACUGUUCGGUGCAGAGAACAGCAACGAUGUCACCGCACUCGCUACUGUCUACAAAGAGUUCCGCACGUUUGAUGGUCUCCUCGCAAAACUGGCACGUUCAACCCUCAAGCAAGAGGAGAAGAGGACAGCAAGCCUGUCCCAGGAGAGACUGUGGGAGCUGCUGUCCCCAGCGUGGCUGAGCAGAGGAAAGGGGUCAGAGAGCAGCUCCUGGCAGCAGAGUUACCUCCACCAUCUACAGACGGAGGGAGUGGAAACGGAGAUGCAGAGACGAGCCAUGCUGCUUCAGCUCUGGGCCACCCAGGGUAACGCUGGGCCUGCUGCUUUCUGGCUUCUGAGUUUCCUGCUCACGCACCCCGAGGCCAUGAGAGCUGUGAGGAAGGAGAUCAGAGGCCUGCGUCUACAGGAGGACGGCUCUCUACAGCGACACCCUCUGGACACACUGGAGCACCACAGCACACCUGUGUUCGACAGUGUUCUGAGUGAGACCCUGCGUCUGACCGCUGCUGCCCUCAUCACCAGAGAGGUGGUCCAGGACAAGACCCUUUGUCUGGCCAGUGGACAGGCAUACCACCUCAGACAGGGGGACAGGGUGUGUAUGUUCCCCUUUCUCAGCCCUCAGAUGGACCCCCAGAUACACCACGAUCCACAGACAUUUCAAUAUGACCGCUUCCUGAAUGCAGACGGGACAGAAAAGAAGAAGUUCUAUAAGGGCGGGGAGAGACUAAAGUAUUACACCAUGCCAUGGGGUGCAGGCAACAACAUGUGUGUAGGGAGACACUUUGCAGUCAGUGGCAUCAAACAGUUUGUGUUCAUGGUCCUCUCCCGGCUGGACCUGGAGCUGUGUGACCCAACCGCCAUCGUCCCUCCGGUCAAUCCCGGUCGCUAUGGUUUCGGGAUGCUCCAGCCCGACGGAGACCUGGAGGUCCGCUACAGACUCAAGACUCUGCAGUAGGACACGACCCCUAACCUCUGACUCCUGCAUCCUGCACUAGAACUAGGACAUGAUUAGCCUGGUCCCAGAUCUGUUUGUGCUGUAUAGCCAUGUUUGGCAUGACAAUGACAUUAGGAGUUGGCAAGACAGCCCAACCAAAUAUGGGACCAGGCUAGGACAUGACUUUCUCCUACAUCCUCCUGAUACUGACUGCACUCAAUACAAAUCAGUUUCAUGUUUUUAUUUAUAGUUUUUUUUCAAUGUUGUUUUUACAUUCAAACCAUAUCACUUGUACUGUAUAUCUCUGAAUAAUAAAUAAUGUAUCUGAAUUA